AAUGAGUUUGGGCAUCUAGGUUGAGUCUCUUGAACCCCACUUACAACUGCCUUGAACUCGGAUUCAUCACUAUGUGCAAGAGAUUCCUGGGUACCUGGAAACUUGUCUCUAGUGAGCACUUUGAUGAUUACAUGAAAGCCCUGGGUGUGGGUUUAGCCACCAGAAAACUAGGAAACUUGGCCAAGCCCAAUGUUAUCAUCAGCAAGAAAGGGGACACUAUAACUAUACGAACUGAGAGUACCUUUAAAACUACAGAGAUCUCCUUCAAGCUCGGUCAGGAAUUUGAAGAAACCACAGCUGAUAAUAGGAGAGCAAAGAGCAUUGUGACCUUGGAAAGAGGCUCAUUAAAUCAAGUACAGAAAUGGGAUGGCAAAGAGACAACAAUAAAGAGAAAGCUAGUGGAUGGGAAAAUGGUCGUGGAAUGUAUGCUUAAGGGUAUAGUCUGCACCCGAGUCUAUGAGAAGGCCUGAGGGAAUCAUCAGGUCAUUGCGCAUUUGGUGUCAGAAACCAGCUGCUUCGCUUGGCAAAACCUGACUACAUUGCAGAUUGUUUUUACCGUUGUCUUCAUGGGUCAGCCAGAAAAACAUCUAACUAGAGAAUUAAUUGAUCAAUGUUCAGCAUUGCUUAAACAUUUUCAGUUUCGUGUAAGUUGAUCAGUCCUAAAUAGUUGAUUAUGUCAUUAAAUUAUCUGAUAAACUCUAAUCCAUGUUGUCAGUUGUGUGUUUGAGACGAUAUUGAAGGGAAUUUUGGUACUAGAAUUGAUCAAGGAUAGCAAACUCAAAUGCCUUCACCUGCCAGGAGAGGAAUGAACAAAAAGGAUCCGAAGUUAGUCAAUCCAGUAGGAGGAGCUCUUGUGAAUCAGGAACUUGGAUGUUGUCCUUAGGUGCCAUUGAGCUGGUCCCAGCUCAUUGCAAGCCUACACACAACAGAAUGAACCACUGCCUGAUCCUGCACCAUGUCCUCACAAUUGAUGUCAUGUUUGAACACAUAGUCUAUACAAAAGGGAAGCAGACUCGGUUCUACUUAUUUUUUAAUGGCGGUGUAACUGAUCCACAAUGAAAUGUACAGAUACAAGAGUAGCGUUUGCUCUAUUUUGACAUAUGCGUGCACCCAUACAACUCAUAUCCUGAUGAAAAUCUAGGGUAUUUCCUGAAGGUCUUACAUGUUUCUCAGGCUGCUUUCUAACAUCUGCCCUCCUUUUGACCUAACCUUCACCCAAAGCAGUUAGCAUCUCUUUCUAGUGCCAUAGAUUCACUACCUAUUUUCAAAUUCAUAUAAAUAAAUCAUGGAUUAUAUACUCCUUUCUGUUGUCUUUUUAAACUCUGAAUAAUGUUUGUAAAGCUCACCUAUAUUUCAGUAUGGAAUAGUUUCUUGUAUUGCUGUAUGGUAUGCUAUUGUAUGAAUAUAUCACAGUUUAAAUAAAUGAUCAUUAAAUUUG
Molecule: messenger RNA, 1438 nt
Organism: Echinops telfairi (small Madagascar hedgehog)
Lineage: Eukaryota; Metazoa; Chordata; Mammalia; Afrosoricida; Tenrecidae
Product: myelin P2 protein
Exons: 4
Coding region: 72-470 (132 amino acids)
Biological process (GO): fatty acid transport
Cellular component (GO): cytosol; nucleus
Molecular function (GO): fatty acid binding
Source: RefSeq, a predicted model, not a curated record